AUGAAGAAUAGAACUUUGUCAGCAGAUUUUAUCCUCCUGGGGCUUCAGGUAAACAGCAAAGCUGCAGGAAUGGUCUUUGCAAUUAUUUUUGCUAUUUUUGUGGUGGCUUUAACUGCAAAUCUGGUCAAGAUAUCCUUGAUUCAGGUGGACUCCCGCCUCCACACCCCCAUGUACUUCCUGCUCAGCCAGCUGUCCGUGAUGGACACUGUUUUCAUUUGUACCACUGUCCCAAAGCUCCUGGUCGACAUGGUUUCUAAGGAGAAGACCAUUUCCUUUGUGGGCUGUGGCAUCCAGAUCUUCCUCUAUUUGACCAUGAUCAGCUCAGAGUUCUUCCUCCUGGGCCUCAUGGCCUAUGACUGCUAUGAGGCCAUGUGUGACCCUCUGCAGUACCCCAUCCUGAUGAACCGCAGGGUGUGUCUUCUGCUGGCUGCUGGUGCCUGGUUUGGUGGGUCCCUGGAUGGCUUGCUGCUCAUGCCCGUCACCAUGAAUUUCCCCUACUGUGGCUCCUGCCACAUCAACCAUUUCUUCUGUGAGAUCCCCACAGUUCUCAGGCUGGCCUGUGCCGACACAUCCUUGUAUGAACGCCUACUGUGCAUCUGCUGUGUAAUCAUGCUGCUCAUCCCCGUCUCUGUUAUUGCAGCCUCCUACUCCCUCAUCUUGUUAACUGUCCACCGCAUGCGCUCCCCUGAAGGCCGGAGAAAGGCCUUUACUACGUGCUCUUCCCACUUGACUGUGGUCAGCAUUUUCUAUGGGGCUCAGAAACAAAGACGUCACAGGGGCAUUAAGAAAGACAUUUGCACAGUGCUCUUCCAAAAGCAUCCGCAAGGGAUGCUUAGAGCUCCAGUGACCUGGAAAAAUGUCUCCAAGGAACAUCCUCUAUGUGCCCUGUUUCACAAGAGACUGUUGGUCAGCUAUCAGAGAUUAUUUACAUUUGGCAAUUAA
Manis javanica (Malayan pangolin) is the source of this 942-nucleotide messenger RNA. RefSeq names its product olfactory receptor 2T11-like. Gene Ontology annotation, biological process: G protein-coupled receptor signaling pathway. Lineage: Eukaryota; Metazoa; Chordata; Mammalia; Pholidota; Manidae. Gene Ontology annotation, molecular function: olfactory receptor activity; G protein-coupled receptor activity. Gene Ontology annotation, cellular component: membrane. The record is from RefSeq and is a predicted model, not a curated record.